AUGGUAGAACUGCAACAGCAAUACUCCAACUACAAGAAUACCUUACAAACACUGGCACAGAAGGUCGGCGAGAUCGAACAAGAGAUAGAAGAACACAAGCUUGUCACCGAAACCCUGCAGCCACUUCCAGAAGAACGCAAGUGUUUUCGACUCAUCAACGGCGUGCUGGUUGAACGAACCGUGAAGGAUGUCUUGCCGGCGUUGAAGACAAACUCGGAUGGGUUGAAACAGGUGUUGGAAGAGUUGGUGAAACAAUACAAGGCCAAACAGGAUGAGAUGGACAAGUGGAAGCGCAAGAACAAGAUCCAGGUUGUCGCCAACCAGUAA
Molecule: messenger RNA, 327 nt
Organism: Capronia coronata CBS 617.96
Lineage: Eukaryota; Fungi; Ascomycota; Eurotiomycetes; Chaetothyriales; Herpotrichiellaceae
Product: prefoldin subunit 2
Exons: 3
Coding region: 1-327 (108 amino acids)
Biological process (GO): protein folding
Cellular component (GO): cytoplasm; prefoldin complex
Molecular function (GO): protein folding chaperone
Source: RefSeq, a predicted model, not a curated record